AUGGCAGACGAUUUGACCAUUCAAACUGGCAGAAAAGACGGAGGAAUUGUGGUAAUUACAAUGAAAUUAUUUGGGAAAGUGAGCCUACUGAACUGAUGUGAUAGAGGUCGACAUAACAUGAGUGCAUGAUGAUGUGUAAACCUCGUGUGCAACAAAGUAGCUAAAGUUGUAGCUUACUGUGUUCUUGCUUGCAUGGAACUUCAACUGCAUGUAAGUAUUUGUAAUGAAUACUAUAUUUUCCCUCCUAGAUCGACGAUGACUGGCCAGGUUACAGUUUAGAGCUGUUUAACUAUCCAAAACACUACUCUGGAGAUCUAGAGUGUGUUUACAUCCCACAUGGUGUCAUCAUGGACAGGUAAACUAUAUAGCAUGAAUGCAGAAGGCCUAUUUACCAAUUCACUUGUAUCUUUAUUUUUCUUUCUUUCUGUGUGAUCACUGACAUUGGGAAACUACAAGACUUUCAGUCGCCCAGUCCUCAGUGGUCAAACAGAACAGGGGACAAGGAAAGGAAGUAAUUAAAAUACAUUAUCGGGAUGUUAUCAGAGUGAGGAUGCAAAGCCAAUAGCCUACCUACAGUAUAUAGAGAUGGAUAGCAGCUUGGAGAGAGAGAGAUUGGAUUGAGUAAAGGCGCCUGCAUACUAGGUUCGGUUUGCUCCUAGCAGAACUUGGCUAGUCGAAACGAACGUAUGUGCCUCGCAUAAUCACUUAAAACCCUUUCCUGUGGUCAAACUACCAAAUCGCCCUCUAGUAGCCUCAUGGGUGAAAAAAAAAAAAAAAACGGUGUUUCUAUGUCAUACGGUUUUGUUAUAGUUUAGUCUUAUGUGGUGUGUAAUAUUGGGAUGCAAGCUCAAAAUUGAAUACAUUUCAACUCUAUAUCUGACAUGGUACAGGUGUCUUCUUAUUUUUUAAGUCCAUAACCAUGUGGGUGAUGUGUAUACUCACUAACUGUAGGUCGCUCUGGAUAAGAGCGUCUGCUAAAUGACUAAAAUGUAACUGUAAAAUAUAUACUUUUGUUUCAAAGUAAAUUUGAUUAAGACUACCAAAAAACACUAUGUGUCCCUGAUUUAGCCCAAUGCAGUAAAAGGUUGGAAAAUAAGAAAAAAGUGGCAAUAUUACGGUUUGUACCUCUUGAGAUGCCAUAGCAACAACAUAGCCAGUAUACACUUCCUCAAAAUAGUCCUAAUGAAUCUAAGAUAAAUCAAUAAUUUUGAUGUUUUUGCAAAGGAGUUCUUAGGGUGUUUUCACACUUGGUCCCUUUCAGGCAAUUUUUGUGGACUCAGUGCGGUUCGCUUAAUUUUUUGUCCAGUGUGAACACCCCAAAGGAACUCAGAACCCUCAAAAGAGCCUGCGAACCGAACUGAGACCAUCUCGACAGGUGGUCUGAGUUCAAUUCGCUUUAAAUCCUUGGUCCGGUUCCCUUUUUUAGGGCAAUGUGAACACAAAGCUCCCUAGGUUCGCUUGUCAUUAUUCCCCCACCACACACUAGACUACUGCAACAUUGUUUCCCCUGCCAUAACCCCUCACAUUGGUGCAACAAAAGAGAGAAGAUGAUGUGCAGAUUAGCGAUUGUCAAGGAUGCACAGAAAUUAAUUUUAAAGAUCUUUUUUUUUUUUUUUACCCCCUUUUCGUGAUAUCCAAUUGGUAGUUAGUCUUGUCUCAUCGCUGCAACUCCCCUACGGACUCGGGAGAGGCAUGCGUCCUCCGAAACACGACCCUGCUUCUUGACACACUGCUCGCUUAACCUGGAAGCCAGCCGCACCAAUGUGUCGUAGGAAACACCGUCCAGCUGGCGACCGAAGUCAGCUUGCAGGCGCCCGGCCUGCCACAAGCAGUCGCUAGAGCGCGAUGGGAUAAGGAAAUCCCGGCCGGCCAAACCCUCCCCUAACCCGGACGACGCUGGGCCAAUUGUGCGCCGCCUCAUGGGUCUCCCGGUCAUGGCCGGCUGUGACACAGCCUGGGAUCGAACCCGGGCGAUGCAGUGCCUUAGACCACUGCACCACUCAGGAGGCAAGAAAUUCAGUUUUUUGUUCAAAUUAUUUGUUUGCAAUAUGUGAUCUAUAAGCUAAGAGAGCUUUAUAAGCUGUUUAUUCGUUUGUUGGGUUUGAAUAGUGUGAGAAGACAACAUUUGGUGAGAAUUACAACAUAGGGUACAAAAUCGUUCUAGCUCUUAAAGGGGCAGUAGCCUAAAUUGUGUUUACAAUUUUCAAUUACUUAAUUAUUUAAUCUAUAGUUAUUCUUAUGCUAUUUAUUCUGUAACCAAUAAUAUUUACAUGUCAAUAGUAUCUUCUGAUUACAAUUAUUAUGUCUAAUCUUUUAACUAAAUCUAUUUGCUUCCAAAAUGUAAGUAGGUGUGUGUAUAUAUAGCUGUCUGAUAACUCGUUCUGAUGGGAUGGCUUGUCUCGCACUUUGUAAAAACCCAGAGUGCAUUGAGUGAAUGUUGGAAAAAGAUCUUGGUUCCUUAAUAAACAUAGCAAUGUGAAUGCAAAGAGGACUCGGACCACAAAAUAGGUGAACUGAACUGGUAAAAGAGUUGAGUCCUCAUUCAAAGGCAAGGGCAGUGUGAAUACAAAGAGAACUGAGUUAUUUUGCUUUUUUUACCCCAGAGUUCACUUUAAAGAGGACUGAGAUCGGUUCCUUUAAAGAGGACUAUAUGUGAAAACACACUUACAUGCUGACCAAACCGUCCGCAUUGCAAAAUAAAUGUACACAUGUUAUUCAAUAAUUUAAUACAAACUGCUUGCACGCGUCUGCGUAGCCAGGCACUAAAAUAGACUACGUUAAAAUAUAACUUGGUUCUAUUGUAGAUGCGUGACGCACCGCAAGUCCAGCCUCUCCCAUCUACUCAUUGGUUUUUAGGAGUAUACUAACCCACGUGGUUGAUUGAAAGAUGAAUGAGGUCCACACUCCAGUCCAGUUGGUGGCGGUAGUGCACCUUAAAGUUGGUUGCCAACUGCUAUAUAAAAUCCACAAAAUAAGAAGAAGAAUGAACAAGGAGAGAUUCAUCAAACCUAACAAAAAACUAACUAAGUUUCCCCUUUUAUCUGUGGAUUAAUUGUUGGAGUAGAGCACACAUGAUUUUGUGAGACUCAAAAUGGGUCAAAAUUCUACAAGGAUCCAGCAAAUAAAAGGACCAUAUGCAUCUCAGGUAAAAUAACAACCCAAUGUUUAUCUCCCAGAACAAAUUAGCUAGCAACAGCAAGCUAGCUAAAUGUCCAUGAAUGUUUCAUGUGUGUUUUGACCUGACCCCAAAUUAAUAUAGUUGGUUCACAGUUGGUUUUGGUAUUUUAACCUGCGUGUCAUGAACGCGUCUGGUGGGGAUAGACAAAGUCAACAUGCAGACGCAUGCGUGGAGGCAGUUUUAUCAUCAUGUGAGUUGCGAAAUUUUACAUCUAACUAAGAUGUUUGGUGCAGUAUUUCUCAAGUGAAAAAAUCUGCAAGUCUCUCGUUGAAUGACAACAUACACUUCAUUGAAGAAUCCUAUCCGUAUUUCCCACUCCUACUUGGAGUAGUACUGUUGACCAAUCACCGACGAAGGGGUGUAGACUUCGGCUACCGAACUUCGACUUGCCUCAAGAAAAAAAUGUGCUCAAACAGCCGGAAAAAAUCUGCCGACCACCAAAAUGAACAAAAAGUCACAGAAUUGUCAUAAUAUAUGCACAAACGGUUUAGACUGGGAAGCAUGCAACAGGCUUUACUUUCUUUCACAUACUUGUGUUGCAGGACAGAGCGGCUUGCCCGUAACAUCAUGGGUGACCUGGGCGACCAUGACAUUGUGGUGCUAUGUGUUCUGAAAGCCGGGUACCAGUUCUGUGCCGACUUGGUGGAGAGGAUCAAAGCACUGAGUCGCAACUCAGACCACACUCUGCCCAUGAGUGUCAACUUCAUCCGUCUCAAGAGUUACGUGGUAAGGACCUAAAUAACCAUUUUUUAAAUGCUGGACAAGUGGACAAUUCUUCCAUGAUGCAUUCCGUCCUAAGACUCAGUGAAAUCAGAUGAAUUUUUAUUCAGAUAAAAUUGUCACAGCUUGAAUUGUAGUGUUUCUUUCUCCGGUCCUUGGAUGCCUGGUAUGGGCUUCUGUCAUGCCUGUUGUCAUUUACAGCUGGCAAUAAUAUACGUUGUAUGUUUUGACAGUAUUAUUAGUGUUAUAUAUUACUGUAAGCUUUUACACAAAACUUGACCAAAUCUUUCCCUUUCUUGUAGAAUGAUCAGUCCACAGAGGAUCUCCACAUCGUUGGAGCAGAAGACCUCUCUUUCCUGACUGGGAAGGUAAGUAUCCCUGCUGUACACAACAAAUAUAACAUAUACAGACAAGCAGUGAAUUAUUUGGGUUAUGGUAUGUAACGGCAGUUCUCUGAAGGAGUUGAGGGAGACAUCUCACUAUGGGACAUGCCCUUUUUUGCGGGUCAUUGGUUGAAGCCUUAUUCAAUCCUAACAGGCCAAUCAGAGCUUUGUGGGUGUAUGCCCCACAUGUCUAUAUAACACCCUGCACUGCUCUGGUUUCCUCAUUCUAAAAACUACCUCUUACAUGAGUCGUGCAAGAGGGGCAAUCUGGUGAGAUGUCUCUCUCAUCUCCUUCAGAGAACCGGGGUUACAUACCGUAACCCAAAGUUCUCUUUCAGUCGACUCAGUUCGGCAUUUCACAAUGGGACACGUGCAAAACGCCCUGAUUGCCAAUAGCCAGUUUCCUGAGAAGCCUGUUGUGGUACAUGGUAAUGUAUCUGAUCCACUGGAGGGAAGGCGUACAGAAGCACGUAUAGCCACUUGUGGGCCAGCGCGUCCACGCCUAGAGGAGCAUUGUGAUCUCUCAUCGAAGAACAAGCGACAGUGCAUGUUGUCCUGCAAUGCGUAAAGAUCGACGGCAGCCCUGCCGUAACGCCCCCAUACCUCCUCGACGACAACGUGAUGAAUUCGCCCCUCCCCUGAUGCGGGAUCUCUCUCGCCAGAGAGUGAAGUUGAUGGGAGCGCGUUCGUCCUUGGCAGUUGAUAUAUGCCACUGUAGACGUAUUGUCUGACCUGACCAGGACAUGUUGGCCCUGUAGGAAUGGAUUUAAGUGCCUGAGGGCUAGUAAUAGUGUAGAGCUCAAGAAUGUUGAUAUGGGCUUUACUUAUUGAUUCUGACCAUACGCUGUUCACUGUACGCCCAUCGUGGACAGCCCCCCAUCCCUGUAGUGAUGCAUUCGUUGUCACUACUUUGUGCAUGAAGACUCUCCCAGCAGGGCAGCUUGUGUCAAGAGCGAUGGGUCUCUCCAUCAUUAAAGUGCCGAUAGACACUUUGCAGAGAGAAGCACACGCAUGUGCCGGUGGAGAGACAGGUCCAAGCGGAGUGAGGUCACCCAACGCUGGAAGUCUCUCAUGAGGAGGAGACUAAGCGGAACUACCACAAUCAUGGAGGCCACGAGCCCAAGAAGACUCGGACACAUCCAGUACGUGACUGAUGUUGUCGGGCAGAACACUCAUAGGCAGUGAUGAAAAGCCAUCACUCUCUCCACAGUGAGGGCUGCUUGACAGGCUACAGAGUCCAGAGACAAUCCCAAAAAUAUUUUCUAAUGGGUUGGUAAAAGCAAGCUUUUGGCACGAUUUAUCCUGAAGCCUAGAGCGAGCAGGUGCGACAAAAGUUAGGCUGUGUGCUCAGCUGCCUGAGCCUGAGUGUCCGCGAAGAUCAACCAGUCAUCCAUGUACGUCAGGACUCUUAAGCCUUUCUCCUGUAGGGAGGCUAGGGUGGCUUCGGCACACUUUGUGAAUGUCCGUGGGGCAAGGAAACAGACCGAAUGGUAAGGUGAGAUAUUCAUAGGCUAUGCCCUCAAAGGCGAACCUUAGAUAUCUCCUGUGUGCAGGAUAAACUCAGAUGUGGAAAUAAGCAUCCUUAACGUCUACUGUGGUGAACCACUCAUUUGGCUGAGUCGAAUCUAACAGCAUGCCAUGCGUUAGCAUUCAAAAUCUGUAGACUCUCAGAUGCUUGCUGAGCUUCCUCCUUCUUCCCUCGGUACCAUGCAUAUGGCUCCCUUGGCCAACAGAGGCUGUAUCUCGUCUCUGAGGACUCUGACUGCUUCCCCCUGUGCAGUGUGCAGUGGACUGUUCCCAUGAAACGCGGGGGGACCCCUGCAAAUUGUAGUCUGUACAUAAGACCCAAGGGGAGACUGGACACGUGCGCCACUGCUCUCUGUGAGGCGCAACGGAACCCACCUGUCCCCUGGGGGGGACGGGGAGCCCUGUGGCAGUAGUGGGGUGACUGCCACAGGGCUCCCCCAUCCACCGCAUGUGGGCAACCUGUCCCGUGGAAGGGACGGGGGGGGGCUGCCAGGCCUGGUGGCAGGACAAGGACACCCUCGAGGGGUUGAUUGUUUUGCAUGGGAACAUUCUGAAUCAUCACCCUCGGCCCAUGGGCCUGGAUGUGAAGGGAACUCUUUAUUUGAAAACUGAAGUUGGGGAACAUUGGUGUUGACCCGCCCCAACGAGGGCUUAUGUGUCUUGAGGUGUAAACGAGCUUGUGUGACCUGACGCAAGACUCCUGAGGAGUCUCUGGUCAUUUUCCUCGAGCCCCCGCCUUGCGCUAGGUGUGCCGCUUCUUCCCCUUCCCUCUGGAUGGAGCCGAGGGAGUCUCUGCCGCUCGUUGCUUGGAGUGACGCCUGUGUCCUGAGGCAACGCGUUGCUGGUGAGCGGACUGUCUGUCGCUGGGUGGGAGUUGCCGGAGAAGGCUGCUGAGGCUUCUUAUGGAUCCUCCCGUACUGGGAGGGAGGCCUCAUGGUGACAACCUGGGAGAAUGUGGGUUUGUUUCCAUGGUAACAGGGAGCCCAGCGCCUCAAUCUCCUUUUUCUUAGACUCAAACCUGGCCUGUAUCUCCGAUAUGGCUGGUCCAAACAGUCUGGUGGGAUUGAUCUGUCCAUUCAGGAUCUUUCCCUUCUCCCUCUCAGACAGCCUUGCAUUGUUCAGCUAGAGGGCUCUCUGGCCAACGGUCGCAUGCACCAUGACCCUCCCAGCCAUGACUUGAGGGUCCGGGUGGUAUGGUCGGCAAGGUGACUUAGCUCCAUUAGCUUCUCCCGGUCGACGGUGCCACCAUUCGCCAGGGAGUCGCACAGCUCCUUAGCCUGCACCGCCAUGUAGACGGAGAGGAAGGCAGCAGGGCUGCAGAUCGGUAG
Molecule: messenger RNA, 7136 nt
Organism: Coregonus sp. 'balchen'
Lineage: Eukaryota; Metazoa; Chordata; Actinopteri; Salmoniformes; Salmonidae
Source: the annotation of a GenBank genome assembly